Gamsiella multidivaricata is the source of this 3817-nucleotide messenger RNA. RefSeq names its product fungal-specific transcription factor domain-containing protein. The transcript is spliced from 3 exons. NCBI's taxonomy places the organism in Eukaryota, Fungi, Mortierellomycota, Mortierellomycetes, Mortierellales, Mortierellaceae. Bases 72 to 3671 code for a protein of 1199 amino acids. Gene Ontology annotation, molecular function: DNA binding; zinc ion binding. Gene Ontology annotation, biological process: DNA-templated transcription. The record is from RefSeq and is a predicted model, not a curated record.
UCAGAUCGUGUCUUAGCGUUGUGCGUUGCCAAUUGAUGAUCGAUCCAUGCUAAUGUCUUUUAAACUUGAAUAUGAAAAUAACAGGCUACACCAAUGCCAAUACCAAUACCGAUACACUCGAGGAUCGUUUGCAUCGCAUGGAAGCCAUUGUCGGCGGAAUAGUCGAUGAUGAAUCAAAGGAUGGCUCCGACAUCGAUAAAGGAUCUCACGCUUCUGGAAGUGCGACCUCCUCAACUACAUCCACCAAGCCAAGGCGGCGGAAAUCAACCAAGAGUAACAUAAAGCCGACGUCCAUAAAGGCAACAGACCAAGAGUUGCAGCAGCAGAAGCAGCAACAAACUCGACAAAUCAAGCCAGAGCUUCAACAUAACCCUCCCUUACUUCAAGACUUCGCUCUUGAUCAACAGCUCCAACAACAGCAACACCAGCUAGUCGAAGAGUCAUUCCAGGCUCAGCAGCAGCUACAACAUCAAUUUAUGCAACCACAUCACCAACUUUCAUUUCAGAACCAUCUACUUGACAGGCAGCAGGACUCGAGUCAAAGUCCAGAUAGCGGGUCCAUCACACCCAUGGACGAUAUACAGCACGUUGUGGACCCUCACCUUAUCACUUCUCUUCAUCAAGACUUGUUGAAGGAGAACCCAUUCCAGUCAUUUAACUCGCCCUCACCUAUCCUCGGCUCAGAACAUUCUCAAGGCGAUCACGCUGAACGAUCACCCGGGGUGGACAUCCUGCCUCAGCUGGGCUUGAAUACGCCACCAUUACACGAUCUCGAUGCAUUGGAGGAGGAUAUGGGGCAUUUGACGUUGGACCACAAGGGGCACGAGCGUUAUGUCGGCAAGUCCUCACCAAUGUUCUACAAUCGCCGCCAUUGGGGUGGCUAUGCUAUACGGGAACGCGAGCAACCCGCAGCACGCAAAUUUGUCGAAAACCCUGAUUUACCGUCUCCAGGGCUGAUGACCAGGCUACUCAACUUACACUUUGCGUAUGUCCAUCCGUUUGCACCAGUCUUUGUCUGGUCAAAGUUCUUGAAGCGACUUCAGAACCGGGACUACUCUCCCUCGUUUCUAUUUCUGCUCAACGCGAUGUUUGCUCUUGCUUCUCGAUAUUCGGACGAUCUUUCGUUGAGGAUAGACCCAACGAAGCCAGAAACGGUGGGCAUUCGAUUCGUGGACAAGGCAAAGGAGAUUCUAGACACGAUUUACGAUGCACCCGAUAUGUACUGCGUCGGCGGGUUGGUGUUGCUGUCUUAUCAACAGAUGGGAACUGGAGGCGGGUAUCGUGCUUGGAUGUUCAUUGGCCUCGCUAUUCGUAUGGCACAGCAUUUGGGACUGAACCGCGAUUGCAUGAAGUUGAAUCCACACAUGCCUGUUCUGGACCGAGAAGAACGCAACCGAAUUUGGUGGACCUGCUUUGUCGCAGACCGCCUCGUUUCUGCAUCCUUCGGUCGUCCGCAGGGCAUUAACGAGCACGAUGUGGAUGCUACAUAUCCUGAAGGCAUUGACGAUGAAAAUACACUGUUGGAAUACCGCCUGGAAAAGUCGGCACCAGUGAUAACAGGGCCUUCACCGCACUCGGAAAAAAACUUUGUCUACAUGGCCUCGCUAACCAGGAUCAUGGGUAGGGUCAUGGUCAGCCUGUACAGUCCCUUGUCAAGGGCCUCAUUACAGUCUGGUUCAUCCAUGGUCAACCCUACACCGCUGGAACAACUGGACAAGGAGCUGACGGACUGGCUUCUGACACUGCCGCCUUACCUGCAGUUUCGAUCGGUUCAGCAGGAAUCCGGGACAUUCGUAUGCACCCUGCAUAUGACGUUUUAUGCGACGUUGAUUCUUCUGCACCGACCUUACAGUCAUCAGUCGCCGUACAACACCAACGAAUGGUCGAUUUCGCUUUCGAUCUGCACCUCUGCAGCGAACAAUACGAUUGAAAUGGCGAGUAACCUGAUGAGAACAACGGAUGAUCUGCGGGAUGUUCCUCGGCUGAAGUGUCUUUUGCACAGUGCGGUAUUUAUCUUUUUUACGGCCGGAAUUGUCCACAUCACGAAUUGUACAAGCAUGGAUCCUGUUUUGGCGGCAUCGGCGAAGCUGCGGACUGUGGAGACGCUCAGGUGUCUGUCGAUGAUUGAGGGUGUGUGGCUCAGCGGCAAAUGGUGCGGGGACAAUAUCAGGAAUUUGCUCAAAUCGCGCAACAUCGAAUUGCCUUGCUCCUCUGAAGGAUAUAAAUACACACCUCGCAAUGGAGCGGAUCCAGCUCCGGCAUUAAAUGGGACCAACCUGGCUCAAUGGGACACUCCCCCUGCAGUGCUGACGAUCCCGAAGGAACAAUCGUUCGCGUUUGACGUGAAUCAGAUCAUGGGAUACUAUCAGGCGCCAGGGAUCCGGCACGCAGAACCCAUGGGCCGUAAUUCGAGACAUUUCUCUCCAACGCCUUAUUUCAGCCCAGGAUCUCCACAUCAUAAUCAUAACCAUAAUCAGGUUCGGCCGCACCCGGGGUUGACACAAGGACAUGGACCUCUCCCGCGACGACCGAGACAGACCAAGAAUACGUCGCCUUCACCUAGUACGGCAAUACCGCCCUCAGGAAUUGCAGUACAACUGCCAAGUCAUCCGGCCAUGGAGCCUGCGUAUUCUGGAUCGUCGUCCGAGGCGAUUGUAGCGGCGGCAGCGGCGGCGGGGUCUGUUUUCUCGGGGUCGCCAGUAGCGGAGACGGCCGACCCAACUACGUUUUAUACGACAGCACCGUUGAUGGAUCCGUUUGCGGCACGUGGGACAGCAACAGUGUCGGUCGUGAAUGGACUUUCGGCGCAGACGGCUGCUUCUACUGCUGCGGAUACGUCGGGUCCAUUGAGCAUCUAUCGGAACCCGUUCUCGUCAGCGGUUUGGAACCUUCCGACGUCGAUCGAUAAUGACGAAUGGAUGCUGUAUAUGCAAAACAAUAAGGAUGGCGCGACCAGCAGCAGCGGCAGUAUUAAUGACAAUGGCAACAGUGGCAGCAACAAGGGUCAGAAUCAGAAUGGUGGGAACAGCAGCAAUAUCAGUAACAGCGGCGGUGGAAAUGGUAGUAGUGGUAUCAAGGCAAUGUCGUCGGAUCAGGUGUCACCUACGUUGCUGGACAACAAUAGUGUGAACUUGCAGAACGGUCUGACGGGCGUGAGCGCGAACACGGCGAUCGGGAACCGGAUGCAUCUUCAUCCGCAUCCGCUGGCGCAGAGUCUGACGCGGAGUGAACUUUUGGGUGGGACAGGAAGUGAAAGGAGCGUCCAUGGUAAUGGCGCAGAUGCGACGAACGCGAUACAACAACAAAAACAGCAACAGCUGGGACCUGGAAUGGCGACGCCGAAUGGGGCGUUGAUUGGAGGAGAGGGGUACUCGCCGCAGGACGCGUCACCUACACUGCAGCACCAGCAUCAGCACCAGCACCAACACCAACACCAGCACCAGCAUCAGCAUCAGCAUCAGCGCCAGCACCAGCAACAGCAACAGCAACAGCAACAGCAACAGCAACAGCAACAGCAACAGCAACAGCAACAGCAACAGCAACAUCAGCAGCAGGUUCAUCAACAGCUGCAGAGGCAACCGCUCGUGCCGUCGCAGAAUGGGCCUACGGACUUUACGUAUUUUAUGAAUAACUCGCAGACAGCGGUUUCUUCGCAGCCUUGGGAUACGUAAGCCGUGUCACAGCGCAAACCACCACCACUACUACUAUUCUUGUAUACUAGCUUUGUAUAUUCAUUAUCAUUAUUUUUUGCAUUCACAAAAAGAUAUAACCUCGGGAACAAUCCCUUGCGCGAACCAAAAAAACGAAGCCAAUAGAU